CACACACACACACACAAUACACAGCACAUAAGUCAACCUUAAUGAUGUCUGGAUCAUCAGGUUGAGCAGACUGGAGUCGGAAAGAAAGAUGCGUUCGCGCAGAGACACUCUCAGCUUCAGAAAUGGGAAUUACUUCGAGGACGCAACUUUCUGCGGAGUUCAACAAGUUGGACGGUCACUGCUCAGACUUUGAGCCUCUUUUCCUCCUCCAUGGAUGGAAACCAAGCGGAAGGAAAGCAACGCUGGGAAACUAGCGCUUGCGAGUUGAAAGUUGGAAGUGAAGUGUGAAGUUGGGUCAGGUUUGCGUCAGGUUUGCUUUGUUGAGUGAAAGUUUGUGCCGGGUCAAUGCGCACGCGGGGUUAGUUUUGUUUUGUUUUGUAAAAAAAAAAAAAAAAAAAAACAGUUUGUGGAUCUAUCGAUGAACUAAAAACAAGCAAAUAACGAGGGACGCCCCCCGAAAAGGACGCGAUGGCGGAGAAGGAGACGCAGAGCAAGUCUGCGGUGUACCGGAGUGUGUCUUUUAAAAAGCUGCACAAUUGGAAGGGCAAUAAAAGCGGUGGUCCGGCAGCCGAGGAGGAUCAGCGCCACGGCUCGGAGGAUUUGGAGACUGGAGCAGCCCUUCCCCCUCCGGCUGCACCGCUCGCGGAUAUGCGCAGUGCUGCUGUGGCUAGAAAAGUUUCCAAAAUCUCAGCAGCCAGCCUCUCGAGGGCAGAGCCGAAAAAGGGCUCCACUCACACCAUUUCACCCUCAGUCCGUCAGCUCUCCGAAAAGUUUGGAACAAACACAAACUCAGGCAGCACUUCUUCUUCAGUUCUUCAGGCUGCAGUUUCACCCAGGGUUAGAUCUCCAGAUGGAUCAUCUCCCCAGGACAUUUCAGGAUGUCUCCCUGAUCUGAGCAAAGAUCCUUCAGGAACGCUGACCGAAAAACUUCUGGAUCAUAAGUGUCAAGAGUCUGGCUCUGGCUCGGAUUCGGAUAGAGGUCAUAAACCGAGGGUUCGAAAGAUCGGAAGCGGCACGAAGGCAGGUAAGAGUGAUUUUUCUGGAAUCAGUAAUAGCUCUGACAGCUUUAGUGGGAACGCUUUAAAUUCAGAAGAUGAUAUUUCUGUCCUAGGGGUUUCACCUAGCAAGCCUCAUCGCCGCCAUCGCUCCUCCCAGGCUGAAACUAUUCAUGUCGAUUCGAGCUGGCCGAGCGUAACUAAGAUCAGAGAGCUCUUUGGAGAUGGUGACAGAAAGAAGCACAAGUCGUUGUCAGAUGGAGAGGAAUUAAAAUCUGAUGACUACCACUUUUACCGUUUCUACCGCAGAAAACACAGCAACACUUCCUCCGACAAGAGCGACAGGCAGUCGCCACUGCAGCCAAGAGGACACUGGAAGGAUACAUACAGCUCCGAUCAUGAUGCUAAUAGACAUCAGGGUAUGGACUCUGCUUUUAAUACAGAAAAGCAUUUUCAUGAUGGUGAACUGAACUUCGUGACAAGAGACCUGUCAACAGAUAUAAGUCGAGUCGAGACCCGUAAAAGUAGUGACCUCCGAUCCACUCCACCCACCCCUCCACCUCGCAGUAGUUCUGUUGCACUGCCUCUCAGGUCUCAUUCGAAUGCUUUCAGUGAGCAGCUGCAGGAGCAGAGACAGAGGGCGAACCAGCCGCAGCCAUCAGAUAGUUUGCAUUCCUCACAUAGUUCCUUCAAACCACAGACGGGCUCUUCCGUGGAACCGGUCAGCACUCAUGAAAGAUUGAGCUCUGGAGAAGAGGAGGACGAGUCUGGAGGGCAGACAGGUAGAAAAUCACUCUCAUUUGUGCACAGCAGUGAAGGAAUAGGCACACACAUUUCAAAGAACAAACAUGAUGCCUGGACAAAACUCUCACAUAGAUCUUCAGGUAGUGAGGAAGACAGUCCAGCAGGCCUAACUCAUCAGGUUCGACGACGUUCUUUGCGAAAAAAGAAGAAAAGCAACUGUAGUAGAGAGAAUGAGGAGUCUGAUGACAGUGAUGACCGGUAUGUAAUGAUGGAGCACCUGGAGCGCCACCAGCAUUCGUGUGAUUCCCAAAUGGAGGGACGUAGGAUUGACAGCUUACGGGCUAAGGGCUGCUUUAAGGGACAGAUAUGGGAGAAAGGGCACACACCUCGAGGUUCCUCUGGGGUUCAGGACACUUAUAGGCAUCUGUGUAAAGCUCCUGAUGGACAAGUUGGCACCAGUAAUGUUCCAUUUGUAUCUCGUGUGUCAAAGGUAAAAAUUCCCUCAUUUCUCUCCACCCCUUUGGGGUCACGCUGUAACAGCAGAUAUUCCAGCACAGAGACUCUGAAGGCUGAAGAUCUGAUGAGUUCAUCAUCCAGCAGAGCUUCAUCUUCUGUCCUAAGCAAAACAUAUCAUGGCAAUGCUACUAUGUACCGGUCACCUAGUUUUGGGCAUGGGGACAAUUUUUCUCGUACCCCAGUCAGAGUUCAUUCACGGCUAGUGCCUACUUUGAAUCAAGGAGAAGGCAUUUCUAAUUCUGCAGAGAACAGACUAGAAUGCCAUACUGUUAGCCAUGAAAAAGAUAAAGACAGAAUAUCAAUGUCAAAUCCUGACAUUGCUUCAGAAACUCUGUCACUGCUGAAUUACCUGAAAACCGAUUUGUCAGAGCUAAGGAUGAAAAAGAAAGGCCAGGAUGGUGAGGAAAGUCUAAACUCCAGCCUUCAGGGUGCUAAAAAUGCAUCAACUAUGUACAGAAUGGGCUCAAGACCUUUAGGUUUGAACACUAGAAGGCCCUCCUUAAAGGACCUCACUGCUACUUUGAGGAGAACCAAAUCUUUCACUUACUCAGAGAAACCAGUAGUGUCAGCUAUAAGGAGUUCCUCAGAACAAAGACUGGACUGUGAAAGUGAUGGAGAUCGAGUAGUAAUCUCUGAUAGAGAGGUGGAGAGUGAUGAUUGCAGAGGUUAUUAUGACUAUGAAGAACCAAUGCCAACCCCUUUACAAGAUCGCUAUGUUCAAGAAGCAAGACAGGUAAUAAGGGAUAUUUGUAAAAUGAGCGCUAAUAAGGAUUAUGAUGAGGAUGAGGAUGAUAUUGCAGGUUUUAAAAGAAAUGGGAAUUCUGACAUGGUGGAAGAUAAUAAAGAAACUAAUAAGCAAGUGGAGAGGACAGAUGGACAGAGUGUAGAUACUGUAAACAAAAAACAGGCUGUUAGAGAAAGUGGAAAAUAUUUACCAAUAGGAAAUUCAGAGGAGAACAUGUUUGGAGAUAAAUCAUUGGAUGAACUUUCAGGACAUGAAUCAAGUAUGACAGAUGAAGGAAUUGUCACAGAGCCGGAGGCUGGUUCAUAUGGAGGACUGUCCUCUGGCACAGACUUGCUAGGCCAAACGCUCAUGGUUUGGACUCAGUCUGGACUAUAUGAGGAACAGUCACCCCACAUGAUGCAAGAAAAUUCUCUUUCCACUCCUGCCCCCGCUGUGAGGACAGAAUAUGAGGCAGUAGCUAUAGGAGGAGAUGUAAGCAUCAGUAAAAAUGUAAACCAGGCUUCUUUAGAGGCCCCACCUACCCCCAGUGCUCUUCGAAGGCGGAGAAAAUUCUCCUCAUCUGCCAACAAUGGUUCAGAUGCCAGCAAUGGCAGUAAUGGGGAGUCAAAUGGCGAGUCUGCUUACCGCUCUCUCAGUGAUCCUAUGCCACAUCGAAGUCGCUCUGUGGCAGAGGAUGGCAAUAACAGCUUUUCUGUGGACAGCAACCUGCUAGGCUCACUCUCUCUAAACUCUAAGGUGGGUGUAAGUGCAGAUUCUUGUGCCGCGGAUCUGUCAGAAUGUACUGGCAGCGCAGCUAGUGACCUGUCAGUGUAUAGUGACUCUCUGCGGGAUUAUAGCACCGUGAUACAGAGCAUAGUUCAUGAACCUGGUGCAAUGGACAAACUCAUUGACGAGAAGGCAAAUGGAAAAGCAGUGAAAAAGAAGAGCUUUAGUGACCCCAGCAGACGAGGAGAACUGAUUUCCCCAUCCAUUGAGGUCCAGAAACAUCCUAAUGAAACUAUUAACGAGUUGGAACAACCAAUUCCUCCCUCCAGCAGUGAGCCGAUCUUGUCAGAACAAAGAGAUGAGUUAUGGGAGCUAAACAGUGAGCAGUGUCAGCUGUAUUCUAACAGAAGGUCUAGAUCCCAGUCAGAGCAUGUUUUACCCUGUCAACUUGACAAUGGCGAUGAGAAUGUAGCCAACGAGGAGUCAAAGUUUCCCUUUGACCCAAAGCUCGCUCAGGUGUUGUCUCCUUGCAUAAGUCGUCGUGGGUACAAGAAACGCAUACAUAGAGUCACACAUCAGCAGUCUUGUGAUGAUGUGGACCAAUUAGAGGAGCAUCAAGAGGACCAAACCUAUGAAGAUCAUCUGGAUCCUUCUAAGUCCAACCUGCCUCAGCCUCCUAUAACUAAAAUAAGGCCCAAACAUGUACGCCAUGCCAGUGAACCUGCAACAUUUCUGCCCAUUACACCAUCUAACCAGCAGCGUAGCUCUAUUAAGAGCCCUGAAACCCAACAACUCUUAAGACAAGGAGAGGGAACUCCAUCUUUGGAGGACGUGACGGAACAAUACAUCCUGGCCUUGAAUACACCCGAUGGGUCUUCAGAUACCCCUGCUGAUGAAGCUGUUAUGGAAGGUACCAGCUCUGUUCCUGCAACAGCCACCACUGACCCAAAACUGCAGAGGAAGUCCAGUGAUGAGCUGACCCAGGCCCCGCUUAAAACCAAACCACGAGUGGAUAUGAGAAGACAUGUCAUGAUGACUCUCCUGGACACCGAACAGUCGUAUGUGGACUCUCUCAGAACACUGAUUCAGAGCUACAUGAAGCCACUGAAGCAGCCGGAGAACUCGCUGCUCUGCGAUAUAUCUCUGGUGGAUGAGAUGUUCUACCAGAUCCCUGAAAUCCUGGAACACCACGAGCUCUUCCUGGAGCAGGUGAUCAGCUGUGUCAAUGACUGGCACGAGCGCCAGACCAUCGGUGACCUCCUCGUCCAGUCAUUUUCCAAAGAGGUGCUGGCUAACAUUUACUCCGCGUACAUUGACAACUUCUUGAAUGCCAAAGACGCAGUGAGGAUCGCUAAAGAAGCCAAACCAGCUUUCAUGAAGUUUUUGGAGCAAAGUAUGCGAGAGAAUAAAGAGAAGCAGGCUUUGGGUGAUCUGAUGAUCAAACCUGUGCAGCGUAUCCCACGCUAUGAGCUUUUGGUUAAAGAUUUGCUGAAACACACUGCGGAAGACCACCCAGACCACCCACACCUGCUGGAUGCUCAGAAGAACAUUAAGCGAUUGGCUGAGAGGAUAAAUAAGGGACGACGUAACGCGGAGGAGGUGGAGCGAGAGACACGGGUCAUGCAGGAGAUCGAGGCCCACAUAGAGGGAGUAGAGCAUAUCUUGAAUCCAGAGAGGAAAUUCCUCAGACAGGAAAUGGUGAUGGAGGCGAAAACAGUAGGUGGGAAGAAGGAUCGCUCUCUCUUCCUGUUCACUGAUUUGCUGAUCUGUACGACUCUGAAGAGGAAGUCAGGCUCUUUACGCCGAAGCUCCAUGAGUCUAUAUUCUGCUGCUAGUGUCAUUGACACCUCCAGUAAAUAUAAGUUCCUGUGGAAACUGCCCUUGGAGGAUAUUGAGUUAGUGAAAGGCUCGAGUCAGGCCACCAACAGGGAUACAAUCCAAAAAGCCAUCAGCCGUCUGGAUGAGGACCUCAGUACCCUCGGCCAAAUCAGCAAGCUGUCAGAGACCCUCAGCUUUCCUCACCAGAGUCUGGAUGAUGUAAUAAAGGACUUGAUGGCAUCGGUUCACAGGGAAUUAGCAGAGAAACAGUCCCUGGCAUUUAGCAUGACCUUCUUGCCCACUAAACUGGAGCUGAGCACGGCAUCUGCGGACAGCACGUUCAUUUUCGAGUUCAGCAGUCCAGACGCACGCAGCAACUUUGAGCAGGCCUUUGAGGAGGCCAAAAAAAAGCUUGCCAUGAAUAAAGACGAAUGGGACCCUGAGUUCUUGAAAGCCAUUCCCAUCAUGAAGACCCGUAGUGGCAUGCAGUUCUCCUGCGCCUCACCGAGCCACAGCAGCCCAGAGAACGUGUAUGAGGUGUGGGUCUGUAAUAGUGACGGCUACGUAGGCCAAGUGUGCGUGCUGAGCAUCAGGGCCGAGCCCACGGUGGAGGCCUGUAUCGCUGUCUGCUCUGCGCGGAUCAUCUGCAUCGCAGCCGUGCCGGGACUCAAGAGCAGGGAGCGAGUAGAGUCAAGGCACUCUGCCCCCGUGGUGCCAUCUGAGUCCGAGUCACCGCCAGCUCCUUCUGUUCAACCUCAGCUCCACAUCUCCAUUUCUCGCUCCUCUCCAGAGCUUAGCGAUCCUCCUGUUCCCACAGCGCCUGAACUCGGGCCCUUCGAAAGCGACGACUCGGACGACGAAGACUCGCCAAGCCCAUCAUCCACGCUGCAGAGCCAAGCAUCACAUUCCACCAUCUCGUCCAGCUACGGCAAUGAUGAGGGAGCAGGCUGUAAGGACAUGGCACCUGAGACUACCAGUUCAGAAGAAGAGCAGGAGUUUUCCAGUGGGUUCGGGCCACAGAGACUGAGUGUCGACUGCCCAAUGGACGGACGCGCCAUGCGCAGAUCCAGCCGCGGCUCCUUCACCCGUGCCAGCCUGGAGGACCUGCUGAGCAUCGACCCGGAAGCCCACCAGAGCUCAGUGUGGCUUGGCACCGAGGACGGCUGCAUCCAUGUUUACCAGUCCUCAGACAACAUCAGGAACAGGAAAAACAGCAUGAAGAUGCAGCACUCAGCUUCCAUCUUGUGCAUCCUGUACCUCGACAACAAAGUCUUUGUGUCCCUUGCUAACGGUGAAGUGAUUGUUUAUCAAAGGGAAGCAGGGAGUUUCUGGGAUCCUCAAAGUUCUCAGACAUUGGGUUUAGGUUCCCCGAGUGGUCCUGUUACUAAGAUGGUCCCUGUGGCAGGAAAGCUGUGGUGCGGCUGUCAGAACCGGAUUCUCAUCAUCAACACCAGCACUUUAACACAAGAGCACUCAUUUGCAGUGGGUCAGGACAGCGGCCGAUGUGUGACCUGCAUGGUGAGCUAUGGUCAGGGUGUGUGGGUGGCUUUGCAAGGCAGCGCACAAGUUCGUUUGUACCACUCCACUAGCUACGAGAGCAUCGCUGAAGUGGACGUGGCACCUGCUGUUCACAAGAUGCUUGCAGGCUCGGAUGCCAUUAUCCGCCAGCACAAGGCUGCAUGCCUAAGGAUCACCGCUCUCUUGGCCUGUAGAGAUGUGUUGUGGAUUGGGACGAGUGCCGGAGUAGUGCUCACUCUGCCAGUCCCGCCUGUGGCCUCCAACGUAGGCACAGGACCUCUGAGGACUCCACUCGUGCCCACUGGCUCUGCCCACGGCCACACCGGCCAUGUCCGCUUCCUCACCUCUGUUGAGCUCCCUGAAGGUUUUGAUGUCCACUUUCCCUCUCAAGCAGAGUCAGAACUGAGUGGUGAUGGAGGAGUGCAACAGCGCCGGGCCUCCACCAUCAUCACAGGCAAAUCCACUCUGCUAGUGAUCAGCGGUGGAGACGGCUACGAGGACUUCAGGCUAAACAGCAGCAGCGAGACAGUGGGACGAGACGACAGCACCAACCACCUGCUGCUGUGGCGCGUGUGAGAGGCUUCAACUCCUCUGUAUCAGGCCCGCAGACUGUGACAUCAGGCUCCGCCUCCUUUCUGGCAGCGUGCUGCUCAAGCCUCUGAACCCUGCUAUUUCUGUGCAUGAGCUUGACAGAAACUGAAAGGGUGGUUUCUAACAUUUUCUUUGUUUCGUUGUGUAAUCAGUCGUCGAGUUGUACUCUCUGUGUCCCACAUGGUGUAAGAAGUGAAUCUCGCGCUGCUUGUGGUGUUUUUGUAGUGGGAUGUAUGCGUAUAACGUGACACCAGUCUACAGACAAGAGAUGACACGGAGGACUUGUCACAGAAAGGGAAAAAAAACUGCUGGAUGGAGAAUGAAGGAGAGAAAGAGCAUGAUGACUGAAUCAAAUCCAGUGUGGGAAAAAGCCCUCAAAGCUGAAAGAAGGAUAGAGCAGAGAGGAUAUUACAAAUCUAGAAAUAGACUCAAGUCUAUUGGGACUGAUUGGACACUAAAGCUGACUGGAUAUCACUGAUUGUUUUCUGUCCUGCCCCCCUUUAGAGAACGAUGGAUGAUGGACUCGUUUACACACGGCGUGAUCAACUACUGUUCCGUCACACUGUGAUCGCGUUCACGAACAACAAAGGUUUUGUCUCGAGCUCCAAAAGCGAGAGCAAUACGAGAGUGUCUGUACCUAACCAAUGUGCAAUAUAAGGCUAGGGUAUCUACUUAAGACUAUAUUCUAUUUACACACACACACAAACACACACACACACACACACCAACUAAAGCCACACACUUACCCCACCUUACCGCUUUUACUUCUCCACAAUGCAGUCAGUUCAGGGAUUUCAAGAAAUGGCCUGAAUUUCCACCAGUUUAAGAACUGAAGCUUUAUGUAAAUUAAACUAACCUUAAAAAAACAGUGUUAUUUGUGUGUGCUUCUGAGAUAGAACCAUCUAAACCCUUUAGCUCAUAUAGACAAUUAUUACAUGCAGAAACAAGACAUACAUGCGUCUGUCUUUUUUGAGGCAUGUUUUGAGUAUGGUGUCACUUAAGUAUAUUAUUUAUUUACUCUUGGAAAUGAGAAUGAACUAAGAAUUCCUUAAAAGUGGUUCCUCAAAAGCCUUUGACAUGGUUCUGAUUUUAUAAGAAGCUUAUAUUUCUAAAAUAAGACUAUUUUCUUGGUUUGUACUGUAGAACUUUACCUUUCUCUAGAGGGACCAAGAAGAAAGAAACCCUUGGUUUCCCCCUAAGCAUUUAGUUUU
Molecule: messenger RNA, 8843 nt
Organism: Clarias gariepinus (North African catfish)
Lineage: Eukaryota; Metazoa; Chordata; Actinopteri; Siluriformes; Clariidae
Product: rho guanine nucleotide exchange factor 17-like
Exons: 20
Coding region: 469-7617 (2382 amino acids)
Biological process (GO): actin cytoskeleton organization
Molecular function (GO): protein binding; guanyl-nucleotide exchange factor activity
Source: RefSeq, a predicted model, not a curated record